Molecule: messenger RNA, 3912 nt
Organism: Nematolebias whitei (Rio pearlfish)
Lineage: Eukaryota; Metazoa; Chordata; Actinopteri; Cyprinodontiformes; Rivulidae
Gene: ano2a
Product: anoctamin-1
Exons: 27
Coding region: 1-3912 (1303 amino acids)
Biological process (GO): chloride transmembrane transport
Cellular component (GO): plasma membrane
Molecular function (GO): chloride channel activity; protein dimerization activity
Source: RefSeq, a predicted model, not a curated record
AUGAGUGAGUCAUCGACUCUUCACUCAGCGACGCUAGUUUCAUUGGCCCGAUCACUGUCUGGAUAUGGACUCGAUCCUUCCAAUGGAGGCCAUGUCAACCCCCCUGAGGAUAACGAGCCCCCACCCCCAGAGUCUGGGAUCGAUCUGGGACCUGGGCUUUUUUUUGCUGAUGGCAAGAGGAAAGUGGAUUAUGUGCUUUGCUACAAAUACAAAAAAAGGCGUUCAUCUAGGGGACGCCUUUCCAUUUCGUCCAACGGGACUGUUCCUCUGAUGAUACCAUUACGGUUGGAAACUGAAGCGGAGUCUGGUGUGUCCAGUGCUGCUGCAGGAGACUCAGAAGAGUCAAAGUUGUCUGAGGAGGAAAAGGUUUUAAUGAGGGAGGAGUUUGAAGCAGGACUGCUUGAGGCCGGACUACAGAUUGAGCGAGACAAAGAGAGGGCAAACGGUUUAGGGUUCAUUCGGCUACACAUCCCAUGGUCAAUACUCAGUCGUGAAGCAGAGCUACAGAAGAUUAAAGUAGCUGUGAAAAAGAAAUGUGAAUUGCGGAAACGGACUGGCAUCGCUGGAAUGUGGGACUCUGUUGUUGCCAAACUGAACAAACCGUUUCAGCCUGAUGUUCCCGACAUUGACAUCCACAGAGACUCGCAGUCACGCAUCCGUUUCAAAACACUCAAGCACCCUUUCAUCAGAGAUAAACUCCACCUGUAUGAUAUCAACUCCACAGCAACUUUGUUUGACAAUGCAACACGAAGCAGAAUAGUUGCUGAGAUUAUUUCACGCACUACCUGCACUCGCACAUGUCAAACUGCUGGCAUCCAUUCGUUACUGGCUCAGGGUGUUUAUGACUCUGCCUUCUCUCUUCAUGAUGGGUCAUUCACAAGAAGAGGACGCAAAGAUCAGCUAAAUGACAGACAGAUCCUCCAUGAAGAAUGGGCCAACUAUGGGGUCAUGUUCAAAUAUCAGCCUGUCGAUCUGAUCAGGAAGUACUUUGGAGAGCAGAUUGGGUUGUAUUUUGCCUGGCUGGGUGUUUAUACUCAGCUCCUUAUCCCUCCCUCUGUGCUGGGCAUCAUUGUCUUCCUGUACGGCAUAUUUACUGUAGAUACCAACGUGCCAAGUCAGGAGACAUGUGAUGAAAACCUGAACAUCACAAUGUGUCCACUGUGUGAUGCUGUGUGUGACUAUUGGCAACUGAGUACAGUGUGUUCUCUGGCCCGAGCCACAUACCUGUUCGACAAUGGAGCUACUGUCCUCUUUGCUAUUUUCAUGUCUCUGUGGGCAGCGUGGUUUCUUGAGCAAUGGAAAAGGCGACAGAUGUGUCUGAGGCAUACCUGGGAUCUGACGAGUUUGGAGGAUGAAGAGGAGCGGGUUCAGGAUGAACUAAGGCCUGAAUAUGAAGAAGCUCUUCAGGUGAAAAAAGCUAAGAUGAAAGCACAAGCUACAAAGAAGCUGACUCAAGCUGAAGAAGGCGUAGAUGGAGAGACUGAUCAGAUGCUGGCCUCACAGCAAGAACCUGAGUCGCUGGACACUGAGGAUCACCUGCCUGGUUUCCUCAUCAAUGUGUCCACCAUUCUACUGCUGAUGUUUGUAACCUUCUCGGCAGUGUUUGGGGUGGUAGUUUACCGUAUCUGCAUGUUAAGUGUGUGGUCCAUGAACCCUGAUCCUGAAGCCAAGGCCCGAGUCAGGAUGACGGUCAUCACCACAGGCAUCGUUCUCAACAUGCUGGUUGUUCUGGUGUUAGAGGAGAUCUAUGGUGCAAUCGCUGUCUGGUUGACUGAACUUGAACUUCCAAAAACAGAGGAGGAGUUUGAGGAGAGGUUAAUCUUUAAGUCAUUUUUCCUCAAAUCCAUGAAUGCCUUUGCACCUAUUUUUUAUGUUGCCUUCUUCAAGGGCAGGUUUGCAGGGCGACCUGGUGAUUAUGUUUACAUGUUUGGAGACUAUCGUAUGGAGGAGUGCGCUCCUCCAGGCUGCCUCAUUGAGCUUUGCAUCCAACUCAGCAUGAUCAUGCUUGGAAAGCAGCUCAUUCAAAACAAUGUGUUUGAAAUUCUCAUACCUAAGCUGAAAAAGAUGUACAGAACAAUACAAGAAGAAAAGGGGAAUAAAAGAGCUGCAGAAGAUAAAGAGAAUGAGCAAGAGGAGAAAAGACCAAGGCAACAAUUUGACAAAGACUUCACCCUUGAACCAUUUGAGGGCGUUAGCCCGGAGUACAUGGAAAUGAUAAUCCAGUACGGAUUUGUGACACUUUUUGUGGCUUCCCUCCCGCUGGCACCUGCAUUUGCUUUACUCAACAACAUUAUUGAGAUCCGCCUCGAUGCUGCAAAAUUUGUCACUGAGAUCCGGCGACCGGACGCUGUGAGGUGUAAAGAUAUAGGGAUUUGGUUCAACAUUCUUUGUGGAAUCAGCAAGUUCUCUGUCAUUACCAAUGCAUUUGUCAUCUCCUUCACAUCGGAGUUUGUUCCUCGAAUGAUUUACCAGUACAUGUACAGUGUAAACGGCACCAUGAGUGGCUAUACGGAGCACUCGCUGUCCUACUUCAAUGUCAGCAACUUUCCUCUUGGCACAGCACCAAACACCACACUCAUCACCGGUGUCACCAUGUGCAGAUAUAAGGACUACAGAGAUCCACCGUGGGGACAAGAUGCCUACACCUUCUCCAAACGGUACUGGUCUGUGCUCGCUGCCAGACUGGCCUUUGUAAUCUUCUUCCAGAACCUCGCCAUGUUCCUCAGCAUGUUGGUUGCGUGGAUGAUCCCAGAUGUACCACGUUCUCUGCGGGAACAGCUGAAGAAAGAGAACAUGGCAUUGAUGGAGUUCCUGCUUGAUCACGACAAAGAAGCAUGUGCCAAAACUCACUCCGCAGAACGCCCGGUCCCCUGCUUCCCUGCCAACAUAGAUAUUGUAGUGGAUGUUGCACCAGAAGAAGAUGACAUGUGCCAAGUGGAGAAUGAAGAGGAAGAAGUGAAGGUUGAGAUUAAUCUCGAUGAACCCACAGGGUCUAAUGAAAGUAAUGCAGAAGAUGGGAAGUUAUUAAAAGAAGUUGAAGAUGAAAGCCAAGAAGAGCAAAAAGUUGAAGUUAGUGAGGGGGAAGGAAAUGACCACGAAGAUGUAAAAGAAGAGUAUGAAAAAAGGAGCAAUGAAGAAGAGAAAGAGGAGCAAGAGGGACAAACACAUGGAGGUGAAAAUGAAGAGGAUGAAAAUGAAACGGGGGAGACUGCUACUGUAGAUCUGGACUCCUUCAUGCGCAAACUGGGCUUGUUGGAAGAAGAUCACUUAUCAAGUACAUCUGUAGCCGUUGAGCUUCCCUGCUCAGACUCCACUCAAGAAUAUAAGAAAGAGAGGAAAACUUUUUCAAAUCCUUGGUCAAAAAAAGGUUCAGUCCAGAGCCUCAAGGGCUCCAAGGCAGACAUUACAUCAUCAUAUGUUGACACUAGGAUGUUCUCACUAAGUGCUCCUCCUCCCAGAGAGCCAGACUCUAGGGUAAAGUCUCGCUGCUCCACACUUCCUUCCAAAUACAGAGGGACCGAGUCUUGUUACAGCCUGCCGCGGCCCAGCCUCUCCACCAGCCUUACCAAGCUUCAGCAGCAGGGCAUGCUUACUCCCCUCGUUCCUUUGGCCUGUUCACAAUCCACAUCAAACCAAUCAUCAUCUCCCCUGCAGACCCUUGUGCUACCAUCAUCUCCAAAACCACGAGUGUCCCAACAGCUCCAAGCCUCAACUGAACUAUUUGUGCUGAAAGGCCCUCCACCUCAGUUGCCACGUUCCAGGGGGAAAACCCGAUGCUCCACCUUGCCUCCACGACAGAGAGCACCUGACACUGAGGAGCCAACAAGGCCUAGCCAUUCUACUAGCUGCACAAAGCUUGAAGGCAUCCCACCCUCCUCGAGUGAACUGAAGCACAAAAACACACCGGUAUGA